AUGACGUCGAGCAGGUCCUUCCGGGCUUCUAUAAUGCCCUCCAUGUUGCGUUCAAACACAGACCCUGAUUCUCCCUCUUCUCGUAAGAGUGUGAAAAAGUCAAACAACGCCGACCUUUCUCAUCUUCGAGGUGCAAACAUUGGCUCUUCAAAGUCCACCACAAACCUGCCUCAUCCCGGCCCCAGCUCCCAAGACGCAGACGCUGUACCACUACCACAGAACAACCGUCCUCGUUCCGCCGAGCAAAAGACUCUUCGUAAACGCAACGACUCAGCCCCAAAGGUUUCGUUGCCUAAAUCGCAGUCAACGACAAACCUACCUCCUGCAAAGGGCUCAAAUCGCAUGUCCAGAUUUUGGGGGAACCGACUUUCAUCCUUUUUACCGUCACUCGUUGUGCCCUCAGAGUCUUCUACAGCUUCUCCAACUACGUCAAAGUCUGCACCAACGCCCACGGCGCCUACCGGCUCCUCCGCUCCCGCUGCCGCCGCCGGUUCUCCUGCACCCACCAAAUCGUCAUCUCCCACGGAUACGUCAACCACCACUAAUACGGCUGGAACCCCUCCUACAACCGUUGACGACAGUGCCUCUUCCACAACGCCCAGCGUCAUCGAACCCACUCUCCGGAUGAAUAACGAUUAUCACGACGCCCUGGCAUACCAGGGCAAUGGUCAAUACCAGCCUCACCAAGGUGGUUCCCCACCAAGCCCGGACUCGAUCCCCACCCGCGGCAGCGACAGCCUUGAUGGUCAACUGAGUCCUAACCCCCAAAUCAUGGCCCCGAUUCCUCCAUCCCCGGAGGUUCAACGAGCGACAAUGAGCCCCCAGGAACCUAAUAUGCCGCCUCCUCCGAUUCCUAAUCCUCCUUCCGACGUUUCCAGCAGCGGAACCAGAAAAUUGCGAAAGGAAAACCCCGCUACUCGUCCAAGGAGCGGAUCUCUCCAGCACACGUCGAGCGGCUCAAACGGCGAUUCGAUCCAAGCGCUCAAGACCCGAACCACAUCUCCAAUGCCUGACCGCGGACGCCGCUCAUCUUCAGUUCAAUCCCCCAACAAUCGUGACAACAACAACACCAAGAGCCGCGUUGUUUCAACACCUCUAGCUAUCCGACCCAGCUCAUCCAAAGGUGAUGUCAGUCAGAGCCCAACGCGGGGUCGCAUCCGAAGAAGUUGGUUGCCUGGCGGAAGAUCCCGUUCCAACUCAAUUGAUGUCUCCAACGCAAACGCCUCAGCUGCGUGGGUUCUGUCCGACGAGACACAAGCUGAGUACAAUGCUUCGUUUCUCAAGAACGGAGAAAAGGUCCCAGAGCUUUGGAACGAAAGUGGAGCUGUGCUUGUUUACUUGUUUCCCAAGAGCAGUGGCUGUGGACCGUCAUUCAAGGUUCAAGAAUUCACCAUUAGCUCAUCCUGGGUCUUCAAUGAACUCAUCCAACGAGAGCGGGAGCCUAUGGGCAGGGACCGAACCAGAAGUUUCAGCGGCCGUCACAGUCUGACUGCCGAAGAUGCGAACCGAUACAUCUCGUUACCAACCUCUCCUCCUAUUCCUGACGAUGGAGCUGACGAUUGCCUCCACCUAUACCUCCCCACAGGAGCUCCCGGACAGGACACACAGCCUGACUUGGAGCGUCUAAUUGCCAUGCGCAACUUGUUUGCUUUCUUGACAGGACAGCCUCUUGUGGCCACCAAGGCUCGACCUUCCAACUUCCAUGCGUUCCUCGAAAUCUCUGGACUUUUGGAAGAGUACGGUUUCACAAGCUAUGACGGAACUACGUUUGGCGAUGCUGUUGACCUCAGCUUCGGCUUCUACAUGGACCAACACGCCCUUGCGGACUGCCGACACAGCCGGGAGAAGACAAUCGAAGCGCUGAUUCUGGGAGAGCGCAUGCGGUCGGCCGAUCUUUACAACGAAGCCUUUGCUCAUGCCGCGGGCAAGUACGCAGCUAUCCAGGAUCUGAAGCUUCCCUUGUUUGACCAGAUCUCGCAAAAGACACGUGUGAGCCUGGAACGCGCCCAUCUCGAUCUACUCAAUCGACAGCACAGCGCCAACAUGCAUCUGGAACAAUUCGACUUCCCUGCUCUGUUCUCCGGUAUUGCAAACUCCACCUCCAUGAUGGAGCUUAGAAGCGUUCGCUUCAAGGUGUGGAGGCAAUCAUUCACUAAAAUGCGGACCUUCGCCUUGCACUACUACAAGACCACGUUCGGAAACUGGCCACCCAAGGCUAGCAGCAAGAAGAACCCUUUCUCCGAGAGUGGACUUAACAGACUUGUCCUCAAGGUCCUGUACUCUGAUAUGUGUGCUCUCUACGAUCUGAUCGUCGAUCGCAACAAUCGAACAUCAAGAAUCAUGGACGAGGUUCCCGCCCUUUCCGACGAUCCCGACAGGAUGAUUGUGUCUGCUCUCCGAAAUAUCAUGUCCGAAUUCGAUCGUUCCAAGCCACCUGUGCUUCCUCCUAUUCCUUACGAUUGCCCUCAGAUGCCUUCGGCGACAUCAAUUUUGGAAACAUAUGAUACGCUCUCUCCUAAGAAGCAGGCCAAGUUCGACAAGAACAUCAAGGAGCACGAGCUUAUGCUCAUGUUGAACAAGGCCUACAACUACGAUACCAACGCCACGAAGGUUCCUUUCCUGGAUAAGUUCAAGGAAUUCGAGCUUCGUGAGGCUCGUGGCAAAACCCCCCAGGACUUUGCUGACCAGCGUAUUGGUUACUGGCUAUUCCUAUAUGUCGUGAUUCAGUCGCUGCCUGUCCUUGUUGUCGAUGCUCCAGGCAUGCAGUUCACUGAGGGUGUUGAGUACUUCCUUUGCGAGCCUCCUUUGGGCAACCCGCCUUGGGUUCCUGAUCAGCAAGUUAAGAAGAUGUGGUACGAGGUGGCUGGUGGAGGUGGUUUGGUCGAACUUUCUCAGGAUGCCGUGCUCUUUAGUGUAGAGGCUACGUACCACCGAAGUCAUUGUUGGUUGGCCGCUACUCAGUGGGAGACUGGUGGUUUGGGAAUCUCCGCGCAAGCAACAACCGAACCCUCGCUGUCACCCUUACAGCCACCACGAUCCAUGUUCUUGGAUAACGACGAUUUCAUGCCCACACCGCCCCCAUCUUUCGGCAACGGCUACAACACUCCCCCUUCUCCUAUCGGAAGUCCUUCAGGCUCUCUGCGACCUCGAACACACUCUCCAGGUGGAAACCGAGCCAACCAAGCCUGGCGAUCAAGUAUCGCGUUGGGUCUGGAGCCGGUACCCCUUCAGCCGCCAAGCCCAUUCGGAGAGCGUAGCAGCUCCCUUGGAGGACGCCCCCCCAGUCUCAUGAUGGGCUCUCGAAACUCGUCAAUGGGUAACUUGGCUGCCCUCGGCCACGCUGGUUACCCUCAAACGGAGUCACCGCCUCCUGAGAUGACUGGCGCGACCUUCGAUGACAUCCUGCGCAGCGAUGCCAAGAAGAAGGAAAAGAAGAAGAGCCGAUUUUUCUAG
This is a messenger RNA of Fusarium sp. VM40, 3453 nucleotides long. NCBI's taxonomy places the organism in Eukaryota, Fungi, Ascomycota, Sordariomycetes, Hypocreales, Nectriaceae. The record is from the annotation of a GenBank genome assembly.